This is a messenger RNA of Miscanthus lutarioriparius, 1587 nucleotides long. Lineage: Eukaryota; Viridiplantae; Streptophyta; Magnoliopsida; Poales; Poaceae. The record is from the annotation of a GenBank genome assembly.
AUGGAGGAAACUCUGCAAGCACUCGAUGAUCUGAUUUCCCAGUUCCUGAGCUUGGAUCGGUCUCUCUGGUCCAGUUCUGAUGAUGCUGACGCCUUUUUAGAAGCUGUGGAUGAACUAACUUCCACCAUCCAUGGCCUUGAGAAUACCUCAGCGGAUCAUGUGCUCCUUGAGAGCUUUGAUCUCCUUCUAGAGCGAUGUUCCACGAGGCUUAAGGAUGAGUUCCAGCAGCUGGUGGGUACAUCUGGCUUCAGUGAUGACCAUGGUGACCACAGUUUCAAGAGAAGCCAAAAUGAAGAUGACAACCACACCUUUGUAGCCCAACCAGUUAGAAACUUUGACAUCAUUGUUGAUGCCUUACCAGAGGGUGUAGUCACUGAGGCAAAUCGAAUCGCAAGAAGGAUGAUCGCUGCUGGUUUUGGUGAUACAUGCGCGGAGACCUAUGCUUCUGCACGCCGCGACUUCAUUGAUGAGAGUAUUGCUCGACUUGGGGUCAAUGCUCAUUUGGAAGAAUUGUCCAAGUCAACAUCAUGGGAGGAGCUUGAGACUCAGAUCAUGCGCUGGAUACCUGCAAUACGUGUUGUGUUCCACAUCUUAAUCCCAAGUGAGCGUCACCUAUGCAAUUGCAUCUUUGAAGAAUUUACAUCUUACACUAACCUUGCCUUUGCCACAGCAUGCAAACCAUUUCUUCAACUCCUGUCCUUUGCCAAAGUUAUUGCUGCUGCUGGACAUAACCCAGAGAGUCUCUUCCGUAUAGUUGACAUGUAUGAUGCUUUAACUGAUAUUCUUCCUGUACUUGAUGAAGCCUUUGAUCAUGAGGUAGCUGUUCUUCGUGAAUGCCUUGGAUUGUCAAUUAAGGGCAUAUUUGUGGCUCUAGAAAAACUGAUACGCUGUGAUCCAUGCGAGUCUUCACCACCAGAUGGUGGAUUGCAUCCGAUUACAAGGUACGUGAUGAACUAUCUUAUGGCAGCUUGCGUAUCUCGCCAUACUCUGGAAGAAGUGAUGCUUGUGGAGUUUGGUUGUGUUGAAACAUGUCCAAUCGACCCUGACCGUCCCACAUCAUCACUGGCAAUCCGCUUUGCUUGGAUUGUGGAUGUGCUGAUAGGGAAUCUUGAGUCCAAAUCCAGGAUUUAUGGUCAUGCUCCUCUUGGCUGUGUCUUCCUGAUCAACAAUGGGAUCUAUAUAAUCAAGAAAGUCAAUGGUUGCGAGCUUAAGAUCUUGCUGGGUGAGGAUUGGACCAGGGUAAUAUCUGCAAAGGUUCAGCAAUGGGUGUUGGAAUACCGCCGGGCUACCUGGGGGAGGGCCAUAGCGAUACUUGAGACUGACAGUAGUUUGAGUAUUAUUUUAGAGAAACUGAACCGCUUCCAUAACUUUGUGGAAGCGAUUUGCCAGGUGCAGUCACGGUGGGUACUGGUGGAUAAGCAGCAAGCAGUGAAUUUGAGCAUUAUGGUUGAGGAGCUGGUUAUUCCAGUGUACAGGGAUACAAUUGAUAUGUUAAAGGCAACAGAGGCUGUAGGGGUUUCAUAUGUGCGACCUGAGGACGUGAAGUCACGGAUUCAGCGGUUGUUCAAAGCAAUGGCCAAAUCAUAG